Rhincodon typus (whale shark) is the source of this 2287-nucleotide messenger RNA. RefSeq lists its product as uncharacterized. Lineage: Eukaryota; Metazoa; Chordata; Chondrichthyes; Orectolobiformes; Rhincodontidae. The transcript is spliced from 16 exons. The record is from RefSeq and is a predicted model, not a curated record. Bases 80 to 2287 code for a protein of 735 amino acids.
AAGGAGACCACAGAUUCUGAAUAAAACCAUACCGCACAUAAGGCAUUCUGUCCACAAUAUUGGCCAGACCUUUUUAAUCAUGAAAGUAAUUGAUAUUAUUAUCAUCCUCAUUGCAGUUUCAUUAUCGGGAUCAUAUGGACUCACGGCACCCAGCGAGGUGAACGGAAGGUUAGGAGAGUCCAUCACUGUGGACUGCCAGUACAACAUAGCAAGUAACCGGGAUUCUGAGAAGUAUUGGUGUAAAGGAAAAAUGAGUUAUUCAUGCACCGUGUUGGCAUCCACUACAGAAGUACAGCAGGAAAGAUCCAGUAGACUGUUCAUUAUGGACAAUCAAACCAUUGGAAUAUUUUCAGUAAAAAUGCAGCAAUUAUCACCGGAAGACGCAGGAUGGUAUUGGUGUGGGAUAACAAGGCUGGGCAAAGAUGAAAUGACUUGUGUUAAAUUGAAUGUUCUCACAGCUGGAUUAACUGGGCUAAGGCAAGUGCAUGGGACCUUAGGAGACACUGUCACCAUACAAUGUCGGUAUCAAGUGCCAUAUUACAAGAACCAUGAAAAAUACCUGUGUAAGGGAUCGGACAGGAAAUCGUGUAUUGUGAUAACUGGAACGCGAAAACAGAAUCCAAACAGCGGUGGAAGGAUAAUGGCUAUGGAUAACCAAACCAUUGGGGUGUUUGCAGUGACCAUCACCCAAUUAUCUAUGGAGGAUAAGGGAAUUUACUGGUGUGGAAUAACAAUCUUUGGAUAUGACAGAAUGGACCCUUUACAACUGAUCAUUUUUGAACCUCCUACAACAACGGUACUGCCUGCUGAAUCUCAGAGAGCAAUCAGCUUCAAAAAUGAAAGCACCUCAAAUUUUUCCAUCAUAGUGGUACCUGUGCUUGGAAUUGUGGUUGUACUGUUCCUUGUUGUCGCUAUCUUUGCCACAAGAUACAAAAAGAAGACUGCAGUUGGUGAAAAAGAAUUAAAACCUACCGAGGAAGAUUCUAACCCCAUUUAUACUGAUCUGUCUUUCAGAGAUUAUGGUGAAGAUAUCACCUAUGACAUGGAAACAAGCAAAUCCCUCAACUGGACAGAAGACUUUCCUACUUAUAUUUGUGAUAAGCAAAAGCAUGAUCAGAAGGAGCCCAUCUGCUUCCCUCCAAUUAAGCCAGAUAAAGUGAGCACCUCUUCAAGUCAGUCACUGAUCAAAGCAGCCCAGCAAGUGCUUCGCCUUGUCCUGCUGCAUACCCGAGCCCUCCCGACAGACAAUAUCGGAACAGCGAAAAUUUACCCAACAGAAACAUCCGAAGCAAUGGAAGCAAUUGUGUUUUUCAUUCUUAUCUCUGUAUCAAAUUCACGUCAAUUAACUGGGCCCGGGGACGUUCGUGGAGAAGUAGGAGGAUCAGUCACUGCCGAGUGCGAAUAUGAUCAGAGCUACGAGGAAAAUGAGAAAUACUGGUGUAAAGGUUAUCAUUACAUCACUUGUUCUGUUAUUGUUUCGACUGAUAACCCACAAAGUGGAAGAGUAUCAAUGACUGAUGACAAAAAACACAGCAUAUUGUCAGUAACCAUGGACAAACUGAUGAAGAGUGAUGAAGGACGAUACUGGUGUGUUAUAGAAAACACUUUCCAAAAUGAGAAGGUUUCAUUCAAAUUAGAAGUUUUUGAAGGGCCUACAUGGAGCUCGACACUGGGACCAACCAGCAGCGUAGCAGGAACUACUCAGUCUCAUGGUACAACGGAUCUAACCACAUCCUCCGCCACCUUCAGCUCACCCAGUGAAGAAAAUUUCCCAUUGAAUCUUAUGGCCUCAUGGCAAAUUAUUCUAGUCGUCGUGGUACUGAUCAUCAGCGUUCUGCUCACUGCUGCUGUUAUUCUUUAUGUAAAAUUAAAACAGCAGAAGAAAAGUGUCACAGUUGAACAGAAUACUCCUGGCUUUGGUAGUCUUGCUUCCUCUGUCACGGAGGAUACAACUGUGAUGUAUUCCACUGUGAAAAAGGUACCCAAAGCUAACUUGGAAAAACAUGAGGCCUCGCUGCAUCCAUGUGCUGUCCUUCCUCCCGGACUCGUCCCCCCGGCCGGCCUGGGCUCAAUCUGCUCCCGCUCCGGGCCCCAAUCCCCAACUUGGAUCCCAGCUCAGCCCGUUCUCGCCCUGCUCCCGCUCCGCGCCCCAAUCCCCAACUCGGAUCCCAGCUCAGCCCAUGCUCGCCCUGCUCCCGCUCUGGGCUCCGGCCGCGACUCGCUUCCAGGACUCGCCUCCCUGGUCCGCCCAGGCUUGGUCUGCUCCCACUUCAGGCUCUGGCUGUGA